Molecule: messenger RNA, 1363 nt
Organism: Rhopilema esculentum
Lineage: Eukaryota; Metazoa; Cnidaria; Scyphozoa; Rhizostomeae; Rhizostomatidae
Product: Golgi SNAP receptor complex member 1
Biological process (GO): endoplasmic reticulum to Golgi vesicle-mediated transport; vesicle fusion; inter-Golgi cisterna vesicle-mediated transport
Cellular component (GO): SNARE complex; Golgi medial cisterna; cis-Golgi network
Molecular function (GO): SNAP receptor activity
Source: RefSeq, a predicted model, not a curated record
GUUGUUGUUGUUGCAUUGAUUACCAAAUCAUCACUCCAAGAUGGCGAACGGCCUGAGUCCAAACAAGUGGGAAGAGCUUCGGAAAGAAGCAAGACAACUUGAAAAUGAGUUAGAAAUGAAACUGGUAUCAUUCAGUAAACUUGGUACAGGCCAGUUACGCGAUUUUUCCAGAGAAGGAACUGACAGAGAGCCUCUUCUUGGCUCGAACGGAGACCAUAUGUUUGAAACAAUGUCCAUGGAGAUUGAGAGACUGUUGUCAAAGUUGACAAAAAUAUCUGAUGAAAUGGGAGAUUAUUUUUCACAAAGAGGAUUUGCAGAACCCAGUGCAGCCCAGCUACACACAAUGCAAAGGCAUAGAGAUAUUUUACAAGAUUACUUACAUGAAUUCACAAAAACAAAGGCAAGUAUAAAAGCGAACAGAGACAGGGAAGACCUCCUUGGGUCUGUAAAAAGAGACAUGAAUGCAUACAAAAAUGGCCUAAAUAGAAGAACAGAUUUAUAUUUGAAGGAGCACGAACAUUUACGGAACUCUGACAGACUUGCAGAUGAAGCAAUUGGGAUUGCGAUGGCUACGAAGGAGAAUAUCAGUUCCCAAAGGAAUGUACUACACAAUAUUUCGAAGGGUCUUGGAAAUGUCUCUAAUCGUUUUCCAGCCAUCAACAAUCUAAUUCAGAAAGUAAAUAUUCGAAAAAGACGAGAUACCAUUAUUGUUGGAACUGUCAUUUCAAUAUGUACAAUUGUGCUCUUGGUUUAUGCUUUUAGAUAAAUUAUUGUAAUUUAUGCACGCAUUUAGUUAUGAGUGCACAAGUGUUAUUAAGCAGCAAAGCACUGGCUGCUGUAUUCGCUAUUGUAUAGAUUUCUCAACAGUUGAAUUACAUUAAGAAAAUGAGUUAUUAUUUCAGUUUCCAAAAAAUAAAAAUCAUUCAUUUUGACCCUUUUAUUAGUGAUCUAUUAAGAAAACUUUUAGUCAACGUUAAACAUAAUUUACAAUUGUCAGUCUGAAUUACCAAUUUUGAAAAUAUUGCGGUCAUUUUUAGUUUCAUGUCGACGGCCCAAAGAUUGUGUAUUUGAAUGUUGUAUUCUGGUUGCUUGUCUGGCAAAUUGAUUAACGAAUAAAGAAAGAACGAAAGUAAUUAAGCGAGAAAAUGCAAGCAUGAAUCUUAGUGAGUGGGAAUGAGAGCGAAAAAUGAAAGAACACCAAAGACUCAUCGAUAAAAAAUCUCCUCAAUAUGAGGUUCUAUGUAUUUUUAAAUUCAUUGUGUCACGAGAUUGACUUUCGAGAGAUAUCUUCCCUAUUAGUUUCUCAGAGUAGAUUAUAUUUAUCAGAAAAUUGUUGCUAUUGGUUAUCUUCUGACAGGUGUCA